This is a messenger RNA of Ceratotherium simum simum (southern white rhinoceros), 4107 nucleotides long. The record is from RefSeq and is a predicted model, not a curated record. Lineage: Eukaryota; Metazoa; Chordata; Mammalia; Perissodactyla; Rhinocerotidae.
GACACAUUCUUAAAUAGUGCUUGCUGCAGAAUCAUCUUUGGUAUUCUCCUGAGCAAGCAGUAUCUCCUAUUUUUAAGGAAAUUCCCACACAUGAAUAACAAGGCUUCCAAGAGUGUCUGUCCAUCAACAAGCUCCUGUUCUGAGAUGUCUGGAGAAGACCCAAACACAAGCACGCCGGGGACUCCCCGUGAUCAAAGCGAAACAGGUUUUUCUUCCCCCAAUCCCUCAGCUGCUGCUGCUGCUCAGGAGGUCAGAUCUGCCACUGAUGGUAAUACCAGCACCACUCCGCCCACCUCUGCUAAGAAGAGAAAGUUAAACAGCAGUAGCAGCAGUAACAGUAGUAACGAGAGAGAAGACUUUGAUUCCGCCUCUUCCUCUCCUCCUUUACAACCCAGGGAUUCGGCAUCCCCUUCAACCUCGUCCUUCUGCCUGGGGGUUUCAGUGGCUGCUUCCAGCCACGUACCGGUACAGAAGAAGCUGCGUUUUGACGACAACCUGGAGUUUGUAGGGUUUGAUGCGAAGAUGGCUGAGGAAUCCUCCUCCUCCUCCUCCUCCUCUUCACCAACUGCUGCAACAUCUCAGCAGCAGCAACUUAAAAAUAAGAGUAUAUUAAUCUCUUCUGUGGCUUCGGUGCAUCACGCAAACGGCCUAGCCAAAUCUACCACCGCCUCUAGCUUUGCUAACAGCAAGCCUGGCUCUGCUAAGAAGUUAGUGAUCAAGAACUUUAAAGAUAAGCCUAAAUUACCAGAAAACUACACAGAUGAAACAUGGCAGAAACUGAAAGAAGCAGUGGAAGCUAUCCAGAAUAGUACUUCGAUUAAGUACAAUUUAGAAGAACUCUAUCAGGCUGUAGAAAACCUCUGUUCUUACAAGAUUUCUGCAAACUUGUACAAACAGCUGAGACAGAUUUGUGAAGAUCACAUCAAAGCACAAAUUCAUCAGUUCAGAGAGGAUUCAUUGGAUAGUGUUCUUUUUCUAAAGAAGAUCGAUAGAUGCUGGCAAAACCAUUGCAGACAAAUGAUCAUGAUCAGGAGCAUUUUUUUGUUUCUGGAUAGAACUUAUGUUCUUCAGAAUUCAAUGCUACCAUCUAUAUGGGACAUGGGACUGGAGUUGUUUAGGGCUCAUAUUAUAAGUGACCAGAAAGUCCAGAAUAAGACAAUUGAUGGCAUUCUUCUCUUGAUUGAGAGAGAAAGGAAUGGUGAAGCUAUUGACAGAAGUUUACUCCGAAGCCUUUUAAGCAUGCUCUCUGAUUUGCAAAUUUAUCAGGAUUCUUUUGAACAACGAUUUUUGGAAGAAACUAACCGCCUCUAUGCAGCCGAAGGCCAAAAAUUAAUGCAGGAAAGAGAGGUUCCUGAAUAUCUUCAUCAUGUUAACAAACGUCUAGAAGAAGAAGCAGACAGACUUAUUACUUACUUAGAUCAGACCACCCAGAAGUCAUUAAUUGCUACUGUAGAAAAACAACUUCUAGGUGAACACUUAACAGCAAUUCUUCAAAAAGGUUUAAAUAACCUCCUUGAUGAAAACCGAAUUCAAGAUUUAUCUCUCCUGUAUCAGCUCUUCAGUAGAGUUCGAGGUGGUGUUCAGGUUCUAUUGCAACAGUGGAUCGAAUACAUUAAGGCAUUUGGCAGCACUAUUGUAAUUAAUCCUGAAAAAGAUAAAACUAUGGUUCAAGAAUUGCUGGAUUUUAAAGAUAAGGUUGACCAUAUAAUUGAUAUCUGUUUUCUGAAGAAUGAAAAAUUUAUCAACGCCAUGAAAGAAGCAUUUGAAACCUUCAUUAACAAAAGACCAAACAAACCUGCUGAACUUAUAGCUAAGUAUGUAGAUUCGAAGCUCCGCGCAGGCAACAAAGAGGCAACAGAUGAAGAACUUGAAAAAAUGUUAGAUAAAAUUAUGAUCAUAUUUAGAUUUAUCUAUGGUAAGGAUGUUUUUGAGGCCUUCUAUAAGAAAGAUUUAGCCAAGCGCCUGUUAGUUGGGAAGAGUGCAUCUGUAGAUGCUGAAAAAUCAAUGCUGUCCAAACUUAAACAUGAAUGUGGAGCUGCUUUCACCAGCAAACUUGAAGGAAUGUUUAAAGACAUGGAACUUUCUAAAGACAUCAUGAUUCAGUUCAAACAGGUAAAAUAUAUGCAGAACCAGAAUGUACCUGGGAAUAUUGAAUUAACUGUGAAUAUCCUGACGAUGGGUUAUUGGCCAACAUACGUGCCUAUGGAAGUCCAUUUACCACCAGAGAUGGUAAAACUUCAGGAAAUUUUCAAGACAUUUUACCUAGGCAAACAUAGUGGCAGGAAACUUCAGUGGCAGUCGACUCUAGGACACUGUGUACUAAAGGCAGAAUUUAAAGAGGGUAAAAAAGAACUCCAGGUCUCUCUCUUUCAAACACUGGUGCUGCUAAUGUUUAAUGAGGGAGAGGAGUUCAGUUUAGAAGAGAUCAAGCAGGCUACCGGAAUAGAGGAUGGAGAAUUACGGAGAACACUGCAGUCGUUGGCCUGUGGCAAAGCUAGAGUUCUGGCGAAAAAUCCAAAGGGCAAAGAUAUCGAAGAUGGUGACAAAUUCAUUUGUAAUGAUGAUUUCAAACACAAACUUUUCAGGAUAAAGAUCAAUCAAAUUCAGAUGAAAGAAACGGUUGAGGAACAAGCAAGCACUACAGAAAGAGUAUUUCAAGACAGACAGUAUCAAAUUGAUGCUGCAAUUGUUCGAAUUAUGAAGAUGAGAAAGACACUUAGCCACAAUCUCCUUGUUUCAGAAGUGUACAACCAGUUGAAAUUUCCAGUAAAGCCUGCUGACCUUAAGAAGAGAAUAGAAUCGUUAAUUGACCGGGACUACAUGGAAAGAGAUAAAGAAAAUCCCAACCAGUACAACUACAUUGCGUAAAAUGUUGGCCUUGGAGCAUUGAUGUAAUAAGCAGUAGCCAGUGGAUAAACUAACCUGUUGAUCCUCUAUUGUCUGACUUCUUUUAUACUACCGAUGACCAAAUGAAGCAGUGUAAUGGAAAUAGUUGAGUGGACUUUUCCAGUGGUUAACAUGCCCAUUUAAAGAGUAAUACUUACCUUUAAGAAGAAUGUUGUUGAACUCUUUGCAUGUUAUUUAGUAUGAUGUGCAGAAAACUCUUAAGAAAGUACCUGGUCUUCAUGAUUCCUCUUUGGAACUGGGGAAGAGGUCCCUAUGGCUAUUAAAAAAGGAGGGGGGAUUCUUAUACACCAUUAAUUAUGAAGCAAAAGGUUUAUUUGCUUAAAAUGUCAUUUAAAGAUACUUAAACUGCAUGCAAACUUUAUUUACUGUACAGAGUUCUGGAUGUAUUUAUCAAAUAGAAAAACCACCCUGGACUUGGUUGUUCACUUGUUUUGUGAUUUCCCUUGAAAAGAAAAAUAAGUUGUGAUAGCUAUUGAUAUUUUACUAAGUAAUGUUCUGUUACACUGAAAGGGAUCUUUUAAAAAAACUUAUUUGGAAACAAGUUUUCAAGUAGAGGGACAGUUGCUUACAUAAUCUCUUAUAUAUACACAUCCUAAAAUUUUCCAUUUAUGACUCUGGGAUGUGUAUAUGGCUUAGCCCUGAGUUUACCGUGCUGAUUAACAGGUACUUAUAAAAAUAGCUGAAAUAGAAAAUUGCUGAUCAGUUGUACUAGAAGAACAUGGUAGGAGAGAAAAAUCCAACUUCCUUCAUAUUAAAAAUGAAUACAAUACGAACAUCGCAAAAGAGACCAAAACCGACGUUUUGUAAAUUUUUACAGGAACAAAAGUUCAUCAAUUAGUUUUCAACUUCCUUUAAUGUUGUUUGCACAGUUUUGUCUUUAACUUGGACCAAUUGUAGAUUGUUACAGGCGUCCUAGGAUUUAGCAUUCCUAUUUUCUCUACCAAAGUUUAUUUUGGAAGCACCCCAACUCUUUUGUUGGUGAAUGAGCCUUUCCUGUUCAGAUGUAAAAGUCCUUCCUGGUUUUCCCCACACACCCCCUAGCUGGGAAUUUUGAAUUCUGUUUCAUGCUGAUCUCAUUCCUUUCAAAAUUGCUUAAAGACAAGAGUUCUCAUAGCCACUGGACACCUGCUUUUUAGGGGAGUGUCCUAGAAUUGUUCAUACAUAGAAAAUAGCAAAAGUUUUUUUCUUCAAAUUAAUAAU